This is a messenger RNA of Cloeon dipterum, 9210 nucleotides long. RefSeq names its product protein bark beetle (gene bark). Bases 120 to 8777 code for a protein of 2885 amino acids. The transcript is spliced from 29 exons. The record is from RefSeq and is a predicted model, not a curated record. NCBI's taxonomy places the organism in Eukaryota, Metazoa, Arthropoda, Insecta, Ephemeroptera, Baetidae. Gene Ontology annotation, cellular component: membrane.
AACAGUCAGCAGUCAGUUAUUCGUUUUGCGUGUCUGAGAGCAGAGGUGCGUGCACGCGGCAUGCUUCGUGUCCGACGAGUGGCUAGCCGAUUGUGAGAGAGGAGCGCGAGUGUCCGACAAUGGCUUGUGCGUGGGUGCUGCUGCUGGCGGCCGUGACACUGGUCGCCGCCGAAGACCUGCCCGGCGGAGUCAUCACGGGCACGCAGCGGCUGGACAGAGGCCCGUACAACGUGAUGAACGACAUCGUCGUCGCCGAGAAGGGACAGCUCGAACUGGGGCCGGGCGUGCAGCUUAGGUUCUACCCCCGCACCGGAAUCAUCGUCCACGGCAUCCUAAGGACGCAGGGCACACCAGAAAAUAAAGUGGUGCUAACAGCAGCGGAAGAGCCUCGGAAGAAACUGGUGAGGCCAACCCUAAGGCUGGUGGAUGGACCAUCGCCGUUGGCGGGUCGUCUGCAAAUGUUGUACAAAGACCAGUGGCGCUCAAUCUGCACGAAUUCUAGAAAUUGGACGAUCUCAGAUGUGAACACUGCGUGUCGCCAAAUGGGUUACAACGGGGGCAAAUGGUGGGCCUGGUUGGAUCGGCAAACAGGUCAGCCCAAACCUCGGCUUUUGCUCGAAGUGCCGAAUUGUAGCGGAUCCGAAAACACCGUCCAAGAGUGCUCAAGCUGGUCGUCCAGACAGAUGGGAGCCGGAGUUUGUGAUUACCACCCUGAUUUGGGCCUAGAGUGCGAUCCGUACCACGUGAUAAAUCGGGUGUCGCAGCACUGGCGCGGGGUAGUCUUCGAGAACGCCAGGCACGAGCGAGUGCUGGUGCACGAGAACAAGCUGUAUGUGAGCAUGUCGCAGUCCGAGCUGCGCAACACCGAGAUCCGGUUCGCAGGGGUGACCGCUGAGGGAGGAGUGACGGCCGCCCUGCAGGUGCACGGCGUGCCUCCCAGGGUGGACGGCCUCACGGUCAUGCACUCUGCGUACCAUGGCGUUAACAUCACCAGACCGACCGCGCCCAUCCGCCUACUCAGCUCCAACAUUGUUCAAAAUGCAGGUUUUGGAAUCUACAUGAACAGCUCAACCGGCCUAGCGCACUUAGUGGGCACCACCGUGUCCGAAAACGGUGCUGAUGGCAUCCGGUACAUCAACCACGACGAAGUUCCAGACAAGAAAAUCAUCGACGGCGCUGAUGUUUUUGAUUUUUGCACAUUCCCCAUCACAAACAGCCAAACUUUUCCCAUCCCCAUCUUCGCCGAGCAGAGAAAGUACAACCCCGUAGAUAAAGACUGCAACAAGUCUUUCUUCACUAAAGAGAGUCAACUGCUGACCCUGAAGUUUCUUUCCGUCGAGACGGAGCGUAACGAGAGUGCCACCAUCGAAGUGUUUGACGGCACGAGUGCUUCUGAUAGACUACUUGCCAAAUACAUUGUCAGAAAUGGCACUUUUGCUCAAAGUGUGACCAGCACUCGGAACACCAUUUUCAUCCGGUUCAAGGCUCAGCCGAACACGUACAACUUGAUUUACAUGCAACUGAUUUCAAGCCACAAAAAAGCGUUUGAUCUGAACAUCACUGACUGCGUAAUUUCGGACAACAAUGGCCGUGGAAUUGGCGUCGAGAACAUGCGCAGCGUCGUGCACCUGCACAACAGCUCUGUGUCGAACAACAACCACGUUGCAGGUUUGCAUGUGAUAACCGGCGUCGGCGACGUGAACAUCACGGACAGCCGAAUCGCCUUCAACCUGGGCGACGGCGUCAACAUCACCCACUCUGGCGGAAGCAGGAACAUAACGCGGUCACUCAUCAGCUCUAAUAAGGGUUACGGCGUGGCCGUUUACAAUAACGUCACCGAGGCGUAUGUGCCCUUCCUGCAGGAGACGAUCGUGUCCCACUCUGUGAUCUACAAGAAUCUGGAAUCGGGAAUUUUGGUCGGCAAUUUCUGCACCGCUGCGCUGGUCAACAUUUCUGCAAAUUGGUUCAAUGACAGCUCCCAACCUGCAGUAGAUAUUCAGACUUGUUGGAAGCCUGUGAACCAAAGUGAUUUAGUCACCUUGCAGAUUGGACACAAUAAUUUCAUUUCGAAUCGUCUCGGUUUGAGGAUUUUCCCAGCUGUGAACCUAAAGGGCUUGGUGGAGUACAACUAUUUUACCCAGCAUACAUAUGGUGCUUUGCAAAUUUACAACGGACCACUGGAAGAGUUGGAAACUCUGCCAACAGAUCUCGUAGUGCAGUACAACGAAAUUAGUGAAAAUUCUGGCGUUUUCGCGGUCACCCUUAGCUUGUCUCCUUACGGCGAAGGACAGCACCUGCUGUUCACAAGAAACUUUGUCCGCGAUAAUGCUAUAUCCGAGCCAUUUGAGAACCUACAGCCAAGGAGUAGAAUUGCCGCCCCAGUCGUCGUAGGCUCUGCAAAUGUGGACGUCUUCAGAAACAUACUGCAAAAUCAUAUUUCAAAAUAUGAAAUUGGGUCACGGCUACAAGAUCAAAGCAAAACGAUCAACUGCACUUAUAACUGGCUGGGAUAUAGCAAUGAAAAGAAUAUAUAUGAUAGGUUAUUUCAUCGUAAAGACCGUUUCGAUCUUGCCGAGAUAAAGUACAUCCCAUAUUUGCUGCACAGUAGCAACCCGUCGACCAAUACCAUCAUCAGCCAGCCUACCUACGUGCCUGAGUUCAUUGAAGAUUCAGAAGUUGGAGGAGAAGUGGAUGGACAGUUGACCCUCAAGUCUGGGGAGUACCUUGUGACGAAGGACAUUAGCGUCAGGGUUGGUGGUCGAUUGACCCUUCAGUCAGGAGUGACGCUCAAAUUUUUGCCCUCUGUGGGCUUCAUGGUGGCCGGCAAACUAGAGGCCAGGGGCAGGACCGCCAAUGACAUCCGAAUGACCCUGGAAGAACAAGAGCCGUUGAACGAAACCGUCGCCAAUGUGAGGUUGUUAGGUGGAAAGACGGAACGGGAAGGAAGAUUGCAAGUGAAAAUCGGCGAGAAUUGGGGCACCGUUUGCAAUUACAACUGGCACAUUCGAGCUGCUGAGCUUGCCUGCCACCAAUUGGGCUUGGUUUUAAACCCUGACGACUGGUUCCUGGAGAGAGCGGACAUUCCUGAAGCAGGAACUUCAGAGCCAAUCUUUAUGUCCAAUGUUCAGUGCAACGAAGACGAUCUCGACCUGACUCUCUGCAGAGCUGAGCGUGAAGGGGAUUUUGAGAACUCGUGUACUCAUGAAAAUGAUGUCGGCCUGCGCUGUUACGAGCCUUCCUGGGCUGGCAUGAGACUUGGCGUCCUGGCGGAGAGAUGUGACCUGCAGUACAUCACAAUUGAAAAAGCAGGUUUGCUGGACUACUCGACCAGCAGAUUCAAACCCGCCCUGCAAAUGGACCUGGCCAGACACGCCCUUCACAACAUCAAGGUCAUCAACAACAUGCACGAUGGCCUGGGCGUCAUCUACUCAGACCUGUUUUCGUCUGAUGCAGCUAACACGGUCACUGACUCUGAAUUCAGCGGAAACGCAGGGAACGGGGUCAGCUUAAAGCAGCUUGGUCUCACCAUCACUGGCUGCACAAUCGAAAAGAACGGUGCUGCAGGCAUCAAUCACGAUCCUGAAGUGACAAACAAGCAACAGAGGGAACUUGCUGGGUGGUUUGUUCCUCCUGUGAUUGUCGACUCUUCCUACUACAACCCAUAUAGGCCUAUUACACUGCCUCAAACAGGAGGAGAAAUUGAAUUGAAAAAUGAAGAGAGCAAGUACGUCAUCACUACGAGAGCGGACACCAACGAGCGGCGCCAGCUCCACGUCCGCUGCACCCCUGGCUAUGUGGUGGGAAUCCAACUGCUCAAUCCGAUCCAUAAUCGCAGCACAGAGCAAAUUCUGAUCCACGACUCGCACACCACCGGCAGAGUGGACGUCGACGUGUGGAACCUGCGAAGGGACCUGACUGUUUUCCCAAUUUCAAGCAGCUCUUACGGAAUAAUCAUAGAAUACUCCAGCGGCACCAACGCUAUAGGGGGUGCUGUUCUCUUACUCUCCUCUAUUGUGGCACCUGUGCAAAAUGUUCCAAACAGAAUUGUGCGGGGAAAGGUUCCGACCCUGGAGGUGCUGCAGACAAAGAUCAAACACAACCGGAAAGGAGUGACAGCCAGGUUCUACAACCGGUACCUGAAUGACAUAGGAGAUCAUUACCUCAGAAAAGCCAAUGAAACAAUCAAGAUGUUCCAUUGCGAAAUUUCCCACAACCAGGAGGAAGCGGUGUUUGUCUACUCUCCUUAUUGGGAUGUGCACACCUCAAACAUCUCUGAGAUCAAGUUUAUGAUCAAUAGCAGUUUGAUCACGGACAAUGGCAAAGGAAUCACACAGUUCAGCCGAGAUCUGCGUAGCUCAAAUAAUCUUUUCCAUUGGGUUCUGCAAGACAAUACGCUGGAGAGAAACGCUGCUGGAGGUUUCCAUAUUUCAUUGCCUUACGUGUGGCAGUACAACGAAAACUUCACCCACUCCUUAUAUCUAGCAAACAACACAUUUAGAAGUAACAAGGAAUUCAGAUUUGUUAUCGACGGCCACUUUGCUCAGUUUAACAUGACAAGCAACAAGUUUGUGAACAACAACUGUAAGACAGGACUCAUCUCUAUUCGCGGAAUGGAAAAGCAAAUGCGAAUCGACAACAACGAAAUUGAGAAAAAUAUCGGCAAAUUCAUGGUCGAGUUUCACAUUGACAGUCAAUCAGAAAUCCUAGGAGAGGUCAGGGCCAAGUUUGUUUACAACAAGGUUCAGGGCAACAGAAUCGAGAAUGUCCUUGACCGAAGGUUCCAGAAGCUCACAAACCCCUCAUAUACCAUCGGAUUCAAUGGAAUCCAGAAAGUAGAUGUGAAGCGAAACUUGCUUGGCGAAAAUAAAUUGGAUUACGAGUUGUUGGCUGGCAUUAAGACUGCAAAGAUAAAAAAUACGGUUAAUGUUGCUGAAAACUGGUGGGGCAAUUCUGACGUGAAUAUGAUUAAGGAACGCAUAUUCGAUUUUGAUGACUGGAAUAAUCAUGCUGUGGCCGAUUUCCAACCAUAUCUGUUGGAGAACGACCGCCAGGGAUCUCUUUCAUCUAUUUAUGAGGCCCCCUCAACUUUGGUGACUGAGUUCCUGGGAGGCAGGCUGACCAAGAACUUGGUUCUGAGCUACAGAGAACGCCCUUAUGCAGUCAAAUCAGACUUGACUGUGAUGCCAGGAGUUAUUUUGACUAUUGCUCCUGGCGUUAUUCUGGAAUUCGCCCCAAAUGUUGGAAUCUUGGUCCUUGGUGUGUUAAGAGCCCAGGGCAACAGGAAUCAGGAGAUUGUUAUGCGACCUGAGAGACCGCCAAAAACAUUUGAAAGUGAAACACGCAGUAGGACGUCAGGAGAGCAAUACUUCAAGCCUAGAUACUCUGAUUCCAUUAGACUGUGCAGUGGGCCAAAAUGCCAGCCAAAUGCAACAGAAGGUUUUGUGGAGUACUUCAACCGAACCACCUUGCAGUGGGUGCCUUUGUGUGACUCAAGAUUCACUGAGAGAAAUGCAGAGGUGGUCUGCAGAGAAUUGGGAUACGAUCCUCUCAAUGUUUAUUUCCACCACGGCGAGAGAGUCGAGUACCACUCAAAUUCCCUCACAAGAAUCUGGUCGUGGCCUGAGCCACUGCAGUGCUCUGGAGAUGAGUCUAGAUUAGAAGACUGCCCCAUUCGACUUAAUGGCCAGUUGUUUGGUCAUCGGCACGAGUGCUUCUGGAACAGUGAAUUCGUUUUCAUCCACUGUGGAAAGCGAAAUCUUGAAGCGGGACUGAACUACUGGGGAGGCGUCAGAUUUGCGCAUCCCGAUUUUGAGUACAAUCUGUACGAGCACCGCAUUCACGACGCUGCUACCCAUGAAACUAUUAAAAAGGAAGAGUCGAUCCUUGAAUUCGUAAACAUCACUGGAGCAGGAGUUUUGCACGGUGAAAAAGCGCCAGCUGUUCAGAGCAUCAUCAGAUCGCCCAGGAUUUCCCACUUGAACAUCAAUCAAAGUGCCUCCCAUGGAAUAAAUUUGGUUUCUCCUACAGAUACUAUGAGAAUGAGGUUCAACAGGAUCAUUGACUCUCUGGGAGUUGGAAUGUCAGUUGUCUCGCUGACUGGAGAGGGUCGAGAAAGUUCAGAGAGCUCAUUUGUGCCAUUGAAGGAAAUCCAUCUGCCGUUUGGAUUGUUUAGCAUGAUCGACAUUUGCGACUCGCAGAAAGAAGUGAUCAUAGAAGAAAGAGUUCUGCUCUACUACAAGUACGACAACAACCCUGUCAAUUGUGUCAAAAUCUUCAAUAGCGUUUACAGAGUCAAACCUUUUGGCUUCCGGCUUCUGCAAUUCAAUCUUUUUAACUCGACUAACAAACCUGGCAAGCCAGACAGCAUUUCUUUGUUUGACGGCGACAUUUACAACAUUACCACGACCAAAAUCUCAGAUAUCACAGUUGGCUCCAACAACGAAAAACAGCUUUUUAGAACACUUGGUCCAAGUCUCAGUGUUAAACUUUUCGCUAAUGGUGCCAGCUCGGUUCACGGGUUUAUUGCUGAAAUUGUCACACUACCUAUUUCGGCAAUUGGCUUUGAUCGGGAGACACAGCACAACAUUUCCUACUCGAUCAUCAGCAAUAAUCGACAAGGCGCUAUCCAUUACGCAAGUGCGGGCGAGGUUAACCCUACUGUCACCAUAGAGUGGUCCCAGUUUGACGAGAACUGCCUCAAACUGUACGGAAAUUUCACCAGCUGCAAAUCUGCGAUCAACAUGGAUGUCCAAAACACUCAGAACAUUUACUUUAGGAACAACCUGGUGAGGAUGAACCAAGGAGGACUGGCGAUCAGGGCCGACUCUAGAGGAUCAGCUACCUCACUCAAGGGCUAUAUUCACAACAACCUUUUCACAGACAACAUGAACAGACCAACGAUUUACAUUGAAGGCCGCCAAAGCAGUCCCUAUCAGGAAGUGACAAUUUAUCGAAAUUACUUCACAAGAAGCUCUGUUCCCUUCGAAAAUGUUAUUGUAUUGAAACAGGUUGUUUCUAACUUCACAUUCAACUACUUGCACAACAACCUUGGCAGACACAUCCUGGAAGUAUCUGGUUUUGAGAAGGUCAGACUACCUAUUUACCAAACUACCUCGCACAAUGGAUUUUACGAAAAUUACGCCAUUGAUUUGGAGUCGAGGGGCACCAUCAUUGCUGGCACAGCUGGCCAACACUAUGUGGACAAUAUUUUGCUCAACCCAGCCAAUGACUAUGAAAUUGUAACCGUCAACAGAUCACUGGCUGGGAUAAAUAGCAGUCUGGACGUCUGGAAGACUCCUAUCGACGCCAAGCAUAACUGGUGGGGCUACAACAACACUUUGGCAGUGAUGGGUAGAAUCAAGGAUCGCAGGGACGACCUCGACCUGCUGGAAGUCGACUUUGAGCCUUUCCACAUGAGCAAUCGCACCAUUCUCAGCGGGAAGUGUCCGCCCGGCUGGACCCUGGUCGGAGACACGUGCUAUAUUUACAUCGGAGCGCCCAUGACGUUUGCAGAAGCAAAAGAAUUUUGCAGAUCUGACAACGCCACCAUGCCGUACGUGAUGACAAACUACUUUGCCCUGUACCAGUUCCUGCGGCACCAGCAGCAGUAUUACAUGUACUACGACAGGGUUUGGGUGCAGCACUUGAACAAGAUCAACAAGUGCACUGCCUUCACCUAUCAAACAAUUGAAGAGGACCACUGUGAUCAGCUUCUGCCAUUCCUUUGUGAAAUUGAUCCUAAGGUUUACAUCGACCCCUACGCUUGGACUCAAGAUGUUGUGACUAUUGCCGUCAUGGGUUUCAUUGGUGUGGCCAUCAUUCUGGUCCUCCUGAUUGCCGGCUUGUGGUACACAAAGUCGAAAAAGAGGCACGUAGAGCGACUCGAGAGGAGAAACUCCAUCAGGGCUUCCAUGCACUCCCUUAGAUCAAUCAACUCAUCGCACGGAUUCACAGAGCUUGGCUACAGAAGAGCCGCGGCUCAGCGGUCGACCUCCACUUUGGCAACUAACGUGCGGGAAUACAAGAAGAUGAACGGCAGCAUUGAUUCAAUGGACAAGUCUCAAUUCAACUCUUCCGUUGAGGACGCCCAAUCCUACGACAUCUACGAGGCUCACAACCCACACGCUGCCUCUUACGGAUAUCCGGAGUACAACAAAUACGCCCGCGACCCUAAGUUUGAAAACGAAGCAGUGAACGCGAUGGUGACUCCGCCCUUCGACUUGUCCUUCCGCAACGAAGGCUUCAAGGACAACUCUACCUUCGCCUCCAGGGAGCCUUUAGAUCAUCCCUCGGUCAGUUACAGGGUGGAGCGACGGCCUACUCCACCUGACAGCCACUACAACGAUUCCACAUUGCCCAUGGGCAGCAGGAGUUUUGACAUGGAGAAGAACAGAGAGCUAGAUGAAACGGUGAGCGAAAUCCACAGCGAGCUGAUGCUGCCCUCGGCCACCCCAACAACUCUGGCCGACCCCCGCGACUCUUACACCCCCUCCACCCUACCUGACCCGCAUUACUACAACGGCCAUUCGACACCAGACCCUUACUUCUAUGGCAACAAGACGCCAUUUGAGACAAAUUUAGACGAGGACAGUCCACCUCCGAGACCAAAGAGUCACAUGAUUCUGGAAACGGACCUGGACUCAAUGCAGCCUGCUCCACGCUCCAAGAGCGAGGCCCUGCUGGAGACCACCUUUGACUUCCAGCCGCAGGACGCCAGACAGGACUUCCUGAGCAGAGCGGCGCGCAGCAAGAGCCAGCCGCUCGAGACAGCCAUGUGAGACUGAUAUGGACAAUUUUUUAACUGACGAAAGUUGAUUGUGUUCAGCAUCGAGACUCUACGAUGUUUCACUAGUUGAGAGACACAUAAAAUAUUCAUUGUUAUGUACAUAAUAGCCUUAACCAGUGCCUUCUUGUGCCCUUUAUGUGUAAUGUGAUAUGGCCAAAUUUAGCGAUGGAUCACGUAUCUCUGCCCUGAGAAAGGUUAGUGUGAGUGAAUGAAAGAUACGUGUGCCAGUACGAUAAUUGAUGCUGCAAGCUUUUGUAGGUAAACCGUUCAUUGAGAUCUCCACGUUUUUAUAUCUUUGGACUCUAGCAUUUCUACAAGUUAUGAAAGAUGAAAUAUGCUUAUGAGAAUAAAGAAAAAUGUAAAUAUUAACUGUAAGAGAGGAUCAGUAUUGAAAAUAAAAUAUUUUCAUAUAACUUUUAAAACUA